Molecule: messenger RNA, 609 nt
Organism: Vigna radiata var. radiata (mung bean)
Lineage: Eukaryota; Viridiplantae; Streptophyta; Magnoliopsida; Fabales; Fabaceae
Product: probable WRKY transcription factor 61
Exons: 3
Coding region: 1-609 (202 amino acids)
Biological process (GO): regulation of DNA-templated transcription
Molecular function (GO): sequence-specific DNA binding; DNA-binding transcription factor activity
Source: RefSeq, a predicted model, not a curated record
AUGGAAUUCCUUCAAGGCAGCCAGUACAGAGCAAAGUCUGAGUUCGAAAGGAUUGUUCUAAGAGAAUUAAAGGCUGUGAGAAAGCUACUAGAAGAGCAAAGAGAUAGGUCACAGCUGAACGAGGAAAAUGCUGAAGAUUCACUGUCUGAGGAGCAAGCACUCCAGAGAGCUCUAAUCAAGGAAGUGGAGAUGAGAAUGCAGAGGAGGAAAGGACAGAAGAUAAUGAAUGAUGGUUGCCAAUGGAGAAAAUAUGGACAGAAAAUAGCAAAAGGGAAUCCAUGUCCCCGAGCAUACUAUNGGUGCACUGUUUCUCCAUCCUGUCCUGUGAAAAAACAGGUUCAAAGAUGUGCUGAAGACAUGUCAAUCUUGGUUAGCACCUACGAAGGAACUCACAACCACCCUCUUCCUACUUCAGCCACGACCAUAGCCUACACAACUUCUGCUGCUGCUUCCAUGCUUCAAUCUCCUUCAUUGACCACACAACUAGGACUAGUCAAUUCAGAUACUGUCCCUCUCCUCAGUUCUAAUAAUGUUCUUUAUAACCUUAAUGCCCUAAACUUCACAUCAAGCUAUCACCACGUUUCAAAAUCACCACACUUAUUCUUAUGA